UCCUCCUCCCGUGUGUCUUCUGCGAGCUGCGUGCGGAAGAGCGGGCCGGGGCCGGAACGUCGCCCCUGCGCUCCGAGGUUGAUGGCUGCGGGCGCGUCGAUGACUCGAGCGCGGUGAUGGGACGUCCCGUCGGCCACGCCGCUCGCUGUCCGCGGCAUGGGGCUGAAGCCGAGCUCUGACGGGCGAGCCCGGACCGCCUCGGGGCCAGGGAUUGCGGGGGUCUCGGGCCACCAGCCCCAUCCUCUCCAUCACCCCCACCAGCCACACCAACACCACCACCAGCCGCAUCAUCAUCACCAUCACCACCACCAUCAGCAGCAGCUGCAGCCGCCGCCGCCACCGCCGCCGGCACCACCGCACGCGGGGCUGGCGCUGGGGCGAGCCGUGCUGGGGCCGCACAGCCCGGGGCUAGCGCGCAGCCAGGGACCCGGGCAGCAGCAGCUGCUCCUGCACGCGUCGGCGAGGACUCGAUCCGGCGGCACGGGCAGCGCUCCCGACGUCAGGCGCAACGCGUCCAUCCCCAUCCCCGGGCGGACGGCGUCGUUGGCAGCAAGCGGCGGUGCCAACGGGCGGCAGGGAGCCGGAGCGAGCCCCGGGGCCCACGGGCAUGGGAACGCGCAUGGACACGGGGACACGGGAGCGUCGGGGUCCGCGCAGCACGAAGACGCGGGGGGGUCUGGGCGUGCGGGACGGCGCGCGGGGAGCCGCGGGUCGGCGAGGAGGGACGAGGGCGCCUCGCUCUCUCGCUCGCUGCCCUUGCACCUCAGCCCCAGGAUAUUCGGUGGGUUCAAGUGCCCCUUGUGCUCCAAGUCGUUCAUCGCCGACGAGAUGGAAGCGCACAUCUCCCUGUGCCUGGCCAAGCCCCGCAUCACCUACAACGAUGAUGUGCUGAGUAAGCACAGCGGGGAGUGCGCCAUCUGCCUGGAGGAGCUGGAACUGGGAGACACUAUCGCCCGCCUGCCGUGCCUCUGCGUCUACCACAAAGGCUGCAUCGACUCCUGGUUUGAGAUCAACCGCUCGUGCCCCGAGCACCCGGCCGACUGAACGACUCGCCCAGGACGUGCAGGGUGGAGGGUGGAGGGGAGGAGGAGAUGGGGGUGUGGAGCUCAACUUCUCUCCUCGCCACCUGAACCCAAGCUGCAAACGACGAGAAAUCCCUGCUGCCACCGUAACGGAACGAUGGCGCGGGCUGCCGGGAUGCCCAUGGCUUUCGGGCGGCACCCCGUCGCUCGCAAAGCGCGCGCCGCCCUUUGUGCAUUCAGCACAAACCACCAGCAGCUCCUGAAGAAGUGCACUGUGGUCCUCUCGGCUGAAGGCUGCCCCCCCCCCCCCCCCGCCUUAGCCGUAGCGACGUUGUCCAGGCAGUGCGGGCGUAGAGAUUGCGCGGGCUGCAUCACUCCGCGCCGUUCGCUGCCUCACGAGUUCCACAACUGUGGACGGCAGCGCUGGGUGUGCUCCCUGUGAAGAGAGGAGUCACGCGGACUUUCUUGCUUCCAUGGCAGUCCCUGAUAACGCAAGCCGGGUCCACCUCCACCACCAACAACAACAACAACAAUUGAAGCGUAUCCACCUUGAAAUAUUCAGAAACAUUGCCCGUACAUUCGUGAUUUCCGAUCGCCGACCCGUGUCAGCGAACUGGGUGAGCAGGCGGCAGUUCGGGUAGCGGAGCCGACGGCGACACCAGCGAAGGGGGCGGGGGGGGGGGGCACUCGGGAGCGAUGAGGAGCGUCCGUGCUGAGCUUGCACGAGCGUUCGCUACACCGGUUGAUGCUCUUAGCAGUCAUAACCUGCCUGCCUGGCAUAUUACAAACCUCAACGCUGUCGUCAA
Molecule: messenger RNA, 1828 nt
Organism: Lethenteron reissneri (Far Eastern brook lamprey)
Lineage: Eukaryota; Metazoa; Chordata; Hyperoartia; Petromyzontiformes; Petromyzontidae
Product: E3 ubiquitin-protein ligase znrf2-like
Biological process (GO): protein K48-linked ubiquitination; proteasome-mediated ubiquitin-dependent protein catabolic process
Cellular component (GO): intracellular membrane-bounded organelle; cytoplasm; membrane
Molecular function (GO): ubiquitin protein ligase activity
Source: RefSeq, a predicted model, not a curated record